AUGGCUCCAGGACGACCAUCCUCCGCCCGACGCACCGCCGUUGCGUCGUCCUCGAUCUCGGCACGCAUGCGAAUUACCAAGUCCGGAAGCGGAUCUGAUUCUUCGAAAGACAAAGUGCGAUCUAGCCCCAGGUCGACUAAGCGAGUCCGACCGAAAUAUCGCGAGAGCUCCGGGUCCGAAUUAUCAUCAGAGGAGGACGAAGAGGAAGUUGAAGAGGUCACCGACGAUGGAGAUGAUGAAGAAGAGGCUACCGAGGGAUACAAGUCAGCGCGUCCAUCCAAGACCGGCAAUCGCAGAAGCUUGCGAACCGCGGAAGCAUCCCGCCGCUCCAGCACCAACGCGAGGGCGAGUCGCGCGGCAGCCAGGGACAAGAGGGCAACUGGUAUCGAUCUCAAGAAAGUUGCCACUGGCCGUGUUUCCGGAAAGUCUGGCAGAAAGCGAGGUCGGCCGCCGAUCUCCAUAAGGAGGGCUCCAGAAGACGACGUCUCUGAUGAAGACGAAGAUGGUGAGGAAGGCGACGAGGACGAAGAUGACAGCGAAGACAGCAAAGACGAUCUUACUACCAAAAAGUCCCCUAGCAAAUCUCCAGUCGUCAAGCGGCGUCGCGGACGUCCCCCGAAGAAAGCCGGUCGUGGCGCGAGGAAGAUUUCGACUGCGCCGGACACGCCGAAGCCAGAAGUCAGCAGCAUCAUACCGAACUGGCUGGAUCCUCGCAUGCAGCACGCCAUUUGGGUACAGGUCUUUCGGUUCGCCGCACUUGGCGGCGAUGAGGACGAAGAGGGUCAGGAUGUCAACUGGCUGCUCCAGACCGCUCGAGUAUGCAGAGAUUUCGCCGAUCCGGCCCUUACAGUUCUCUAUCGAUGCCCGCCGGUCACUACCGAAACGAAAGCAUAUGGCCUUGCUGAGCUUCUCGAGAAGCCACCUUCAAUGACUGCGGUGAACUACAGGGCGAAAAUCAUGUCGCUUCACAUCGACGUUAGACUGGUCUCUCUUCAAAACCACACACCCGCCAUCAAGUUGAUGCAGAAUCUCCCUCGUCUGUCGGAAGUUCUCCUCUCGCAUGGAUACGAUCAAGCACCCUAUCGAUUAUUGGUGAAGCCGAUCAAAUGGACCUACCCUCCCGAUUUGUGGCAAGCCCUUCAGCCUUCGCCCAAUGCGAAUGCCGAGGUCGGCGACAAAACAAGCAUCACCCGCCUUCAAAGCUGGCAGUGGAGCUCGAGGCUAAUGGACAAGGAUUGGGAGGGCAGUCUUGCGAAUAUGAAGGCAAAGCAUCAACUGCCGAGCUUCGCUACGCUCCGAAAACUAAGGCUGGUCAACUACCAGCUCCCAUCGGUCAGACUCGAGAAGGACGAUCCCGAAACACUUGCUGAAGAUGAGAAAUCUGUGAAGGCAAUCGCAGACGCACUUUCCGCACUGAACAAUCUAGAGCAGUUGGUCUUCGAGUCGUCGACAAUCAUCUGCACCGCGCUAUUCCCUCUUCUGACAACGAAGCUGAAGCGUCUUGAACUGGUCAAUUGCAACGAAGUCACUGCCGACAACCUCGGAUCCUUCUUGAUAUCCAAUGGCCAACAGCUAGAAGCUCUUGUGCUCAAUCACAACCGCUCAUUGAGCUUGGCUUUUCUAGCGAUCCUUGGCACUGCUUGCCCGCAUCUUAAGGAGCUGCGUGCAAACUUCAGAUACUUCAGUCUUUUAGAGACAGUUGACGAUAACGAGCCUCAGUACGAUCAUCUCUUGCUUCCCGACCAAGUGCCUAAUUGGCCUUCGGCACUCGAGACUCUCCACUUGGAGAACCUUCGAAAAUGGGAUAUGGAGACCGCAGAGAUGUUCCUUCAGUCUUUCAUCGACAGUGCUCCGAUUUUGCCCAUGCUCCGAUACUUGUCCGUCAAAGCGAUGUUGGAUAUUCCGUGGCGACAACGAAGUACUUUCCGCAAGUCGUGGCAGGAGAAGCUCGAUACAGUUUUCCUCCGACAAGUCGAUGACCCGGAGCAGAACUUCACCCUGCGCGAAAAGCCUGAUUCCGCGGAAGCGGCAACUACCAAACGAAAGCGUAGGAAGGCUCCAGGCGAACCGACGCGCCGCAGCAACCGCGUAGUUUCGCACGGAUCUGGCCGGUCGUCGCGCGCAAGCAGCACGUCGAAGGGACUCCGUGACCAGAUGCGCAAACCGAAGACAUACCGCGAGCCCGACAGCGACGAAUUUGACUCCGAGGAGGAAGACGACGUCAACAUAGAUCAGACGGCGGACGACUCAGAGGAUGAUACUCCUCACAAGGAUUCCAAGGAAGCCGAUGAUGCGUCUACUUCAGACGGCGCAUUCAUCCAGGGUCUUUGCACGGUUGUCGACAUCAACAUCGACAACCAAAAGUUGAGAGAACAUCAGUACAGCAUGGACGACUUCCUUAACGUGGAGGGCGACUUCGAGAGUGAUGACGAGUGGAACGGCGACGUGGACUUGGAUUAG
Messenger RNA from Colletotrichum karsti, 2460 nucleotides. RefSeq lists its product as uncharacterized. Bases 1 to 2460 code for a protein of 819 amino acids. NCBI's taxonomy places the organism in Eukaryota, Fungi, Ascomycota, Sordariomycetes, Glomerellales, Glomerellaceae. The record is from RefSeq and is a predicted model, not a curated record. The transcript has a single exon.